AUGGGGGACGAGCCGACCAACGUGGUGGAGCCGCAGCUCGACCCCAAACGGCUUUUCGAGCUCGUGCUGAGAAACUACAAGCUGUGGCAAGAGGCGAUGGCCCGCGACGGCGCCAGCCUCGACAGUGGCUACCCCCGAUCCGGCACCGCCGCCAUUCCUGACACUGCCAGCGAGACGCCCCGGGACUUCGACGGCGACAUGGGCCAGCCCAUCCUCAAAUAUAACUUGCUUGAGCUCUUGGAAAAGACCCCGGGGGAGGUCGAUCUCCAUGCUCUCAUCGCCAAGGCCAGCCGAGAUGGCGUCGACACUCCCCCGCCCCUGGCGUCGCUGGUGCCGCAAAUAGCCCCGGCAUCAUCACUGGCACCGCUGGCACUGAUACCGCCACCUCCCACAAACUCGGAGCCGGUGACGCUAGGAAUGACGGGGAUACCUGAUCGCGUCACCGAACUGAUCUUAAACGAACAAGAAAUAGACUUCUUGCGACAAAAGAUCCUGCAAAUGAUAAAUUUCCGACCUCUGGCAGCGUCAAAUGCCGCCACCCAGGGAGGCAUGAGUCUCUAUGACACUCAGGACGAGCGGGGCAUUGUCGACGACGAUGACCAGGACGACUACGACUUGGACGAGCUUGCCGCCGACGAAUACUAUAAGUCGCACCAUAUCGAGGUCGAACUCAACCUGCAUCGUCACGACGAGUGUACCUGUGGCGACGAUCACGCCGAGGACGGGCCCACGUGUGAGUUUACGUUCGAGUACGAUAACCUGGGUAAAUUGGUGCCUACUUACUCCAACGUCGAAGAGAAACUACGGCUCAUGGGGCUCCAACAUAAAUUAGGCACCAAUGGCGCCAUGAAGCUCCCGCUGAUUCUGGAGCUCAACCUAAUCGACCAGGCAGCCGCAACCUCAUCAUCGGCCCACCCGCAACUGGCGCCAUCGCUGCUGCUGCUGCUGAAAAAGAAGAAGCAUAAGAAGAAAAAGAAGGCCGAGCAAAAGCAAGCCGCCGCUACUAAUCACGCGUCUUCCCACUCACAAUCAGCACCACCCGCCUCGUCAAUGCUCGCCCCGACUGACUGCUGUCUCUUUUGCGAGUACCAAUUCGUCUACGGGAAAAAGCCUCGCCAGAUGAUCAAAUGGUAUAAUCAACGGUUACGGCGGGAGGAACAACGACGCCAGGAGAUCAAGCGCAAAAUCGAGAGCGUGAAGCAGCGGGCCAUCAAACGACAACAGCACCGUGCUGACGCCGAGGAGCCGCUUUCCCACCCGGACGACCAUGAUGACCACGGCGACAGCGAGUGCUACGACGACGACCACCACCACCACGCCGAACUGUGCCCCCACCACCACCACCACCAGGGCGACGCUUGA
Molecule: messenger RNA, 1362 nt
Organism: Diutina rugosa
Lineage: Eukaryota; Fungi; Ascomycota; Pichiomycetes; Serinales; Debaryomycetaceae
Exons: 1
Coding region: 1-1362 (453 amino acids)
Source: RefSeq, a predicted model, not a curated record